This is a messenger RNA of Micropterus dolomieu (smallmouth bass), 606 nucleotides long. Its product is annotated as cerebellin-2-like. The transcript is spliced from 3 exons. The record is from RefSeq and is a predicted model, not a curated record. Lineage: Eukaryota; Metazoa; Chordata; Actinopteri; Centrarchiformes; Centrarchidae. Bases 1 to 606 code for a protein of 201 amino acids. Gene Ontology annotation, molecular function: protein binding.
AUGGUGCCCCCGCGCUGCCCGGGACCCUGUGCCAUGCUGGCUCUGAUCCUCCUCUUGGGAUGCGGCGUGGCUUCCUGCCUCGGCCAGAACGACACGGAGCCCAUCGUGCUCGAAGGGAAGUGUCUCGUGGUGUGCGACUCGAACCCUUCUUCGGACGGAGCGGUCACCUCCUCGCUUGGCAUAUCAGUCCGCUCCGCUGGGGCAAAGGUGGCUUUUUCCGCCGUGCGUGGAACCAACCACGAGCCGUCAGAGAUGAGCAACACGUCUAUGACCAUCUAUUUUGACCAGGUUUUAGUGAACAUCGGCAACCAUUUCGAUCUUAAAGCAAGUGUUUUCCAGGCUCCAAGGAGGGGGAUCUAUAGUUUCAGCUUUCACGUGGUGAAGGUCUACAACAGACAGACCAUACAGGUGAACCUGAUGCAGAAUGAUUACCCGGUUAUAUCAGCAUUCGCCGGUGACCAGGAUGUUACGAGAGAGGCGGCCAGCAACGGAGUACUGCUGAUGGUUGAACGGGAGGACCGGGUCUAUCUGAAGCUGGAACGUGGCACCCUAAUGGGCGGAUGGAAAUACUCCACCUUCUCAGGCUUUCUAGUCUUUCCUCUAUAA